GUGGGGGCGGGUAAGGGCGGGGAGGCUGGGGUGUGGAAAGUGUAGCGGCCCCGCCCCGGCUCCUGGAACUGCCGCGGCCGCCACCGCCGCCGCCGGCGCCUCAGCUGUGGGGGACCCGCGCGGGUGCGCAGGCGAAAGGCGCUCUUUGCCAACUGAAAGUUCACACGGAAAAACUACCAUCUCCCCAGCCCACCAUGGCGGACGAAAUUGAUUUCACUACUGGGGAUGCUGGGGCUUCCAGCACUUACCCUAUGCAGUGCUCGGCCUUGCGCAAAAACGGCUUCGUGGUGCUCAAAGGACGACCAUGCAAAAUAGUGGAGAUGUCAACUUCCAAAACUGGAAAGCAUGGUCAUGCCAAGGUUCACCUUGUUGGAAUUGAUAUUUUCACGGGCAAAAAAUAUGAAGAUAUUUGUCCUUCUACUCACAACAUGGAUGUUCCAAAUAUUAAGAGAAAUGAUUACCAACUGAUAUGCAUUCAAGAUGGUUACCUUUCCCUGCUGACAGAAACUGGCGAAGUUCGUGAGGAUCUUAAACUGCCAGAAGGUGAACUAGGCAAAGAAAUAGAAGGAAAAUACAAUGCAGGUGAAGAUGUACAGGUGUCUGUCAUGUGUGCAAUGAGUGAAGAAUAUGCUGUAGCCAUAAAACCCUGCAAAUAAAUGGGAACGUCAAGCAUGAACACUGUUUAGGUCUGAAUCAACUGCAGAUCUAAAGUUGGGUUCUAAGUUGUCACCAAAGCUAUAGCCUUCAUAAGCAACCUCAUUUCUUUUUUAAAUUGUUUUCAGAUUGUGAUGGGUUAGUUUUACAGGCAAUUGAUAAUUUAAAAAAAAUGUUUUUUGAAUUUUGUAGGUAUGUUUCCUAUAAUAUUCCUGUGAUUUUCAGUAUGUCAGUCCAAGAAGCAAACAAGAUAGCUUCAGCAGAUGUGAUUUGUCUGAGCAAAUCAUUCCUGUGUUUUAGUUAAAUGAUAAACCAGGGUUUUAAAUCAAACAAUGUAGCAUAAAGUGGUAUUGAAAUACCACCUGUAAGUUGAACUGCUCUGCAUUAAUUACAGAUUUAAUAUAAAAUGAACUCAUUGUAUAUUGGAAUUGUUACAGUUUCAGCCUGUGUAGGGCAAACACAAAUCCUUAAACAAAUCAAAAAAUGUCAGUUAUUUUGGUGGCCACAUGCAACCACGUGAUUACUUUGGUCAUACUAUUUACCGUAUUAUUGGCAGACUUGAUGUAACCGUAUAUGGUGGUUUUAGUCCCUUCUUAUGAUUGGCAGAAGGACACUGAACUGUUGGGUGAAAGUUAGCAACUCAUUAGAGGAAGACACAAAAGUGGCAAAGAGGGUUGAUUAAAGCUAUACAUUUUUAUGUGAGGACUUUGUAAGUUAGUAUAAAAAUGAAAAGUUGCUUUUCAAUUGUGUUUGCUUUUAACUUUGUCCCCAACAUUUAAAGGAGUGAUCUGCUUUACAGGAUACUACGCAAUGCAUUUUUUUUUCCAACCAUGUGGAAUAAAUAUUACUAUUUAUCAGUAAAUACUACCAACUUUUUUUUUUUUUNAGACCAAGUCUCACUCUAUCAGCCAGGCUGGAGUACAAUCUCAGCUUACAGCAGCCUCUGCAUCGCAGGUUCAAGCGAUUCUCCUGCCUCAGCCUCCCAAGUAGCUGGAACUACAUGUGCACACCACCAUGCCCAGCUAAUUUUUUUUUUUUUUAUAUUUUUAGUAGAGAUGGGGUUUCACCUUGUUGUCUAGGCUGGUCUUGAACUCCUGACCUCAGGUGAUCCACCUGCCUUGGCCUCCGAAAGUGCCAGCACUUUACAGGCAUGAGCCACCACACCGGGCCCCUUUCCAAGCAUUUUUAAGUAUAGAUUUUUUGACAUUAAGGUAUUUAUUAAACAAAAACUGAGAAUUAUUUAAACUGAUUUGGAAUUUUGGAAGUUUUGUUAAUUUUAUGUACUUUUUUUCUAAAGUGAAUUGAAAGUGAAUCACGGAAGCAAUAUUAUUGUAUAUGAAUAUUAUUAUUUAACUUAUUUUAAGUAUAUGUAUUUUUUUUUCUGAUUGUUGCAUGACUUAAUUCAGUUGCUGGUGUGAAAUAUAACUAACAAUUCUAUAAACUGAACUAUUUUAAAAGGUAUUUUAGGUGACACCACUGCAUUUCUAUUUAAUCUUUUGAGUCCUAUGUAUUACUUCCAGAAUUUUAGACAUUGUUACAGGGUUUGACUUAAUAACAAUCAUCAUAUUGGAGCAAAACAGAACAAAAUCACUAUCUCAGAAAUACCUUAAUUAUCUAAGACUGGCUCUUAGACCUCUCCCAUCAUGCCUUGACCUCUAAAACGCCCUUUGUUCCUAUCUUCUAAAGGAAAAUAUAUCAUAUAGGAUCAUGUAACUGACCUAAUCAGUGACUGGAAAUAGCAUUAGUAGCAGAAGAUCCCAAUUUUUAGUUGCUGAAUUUGUACACACUUUUAAAUCUUGUCUUAGACUCAGCAAACCCAUUUGGAGAAGAAGCAAGAUACUUCAAGAGAAAUGCAAAAAGGACAUUUCUAAAGCACAAGAGAGUGAGGUUGUAGUUGAUCGUUUUUAGUAUAUCAUUUUAGCUUUCGCCCAUCUAAAGCACAAUUAAAAAUUAGGCUACAUUCUUUCCAGUAUUCUAUUUAAGUACCUACUACACAUUGCUGUAGUUUAUUAGUACUCUGUAAUGUGUAUCUUACUUGCUACUGGUUAGCACUGUUACUCAUAGGAAUUCCUAAAAAGUAUUAACCUGUGCUGCUUGCAGGUCAUUCUUGUAGCCCCUCUUAACCAUGCUGGUGUUAUGAUUUAGUAUUAACUCUCGAUUAGCAUGCCCCUGUUCUUCCUAACUUGUCAAACUUCACAUAAAUAUAUUUUCAAUUGUGAUGUAAGGAUGUACAAAUAAUUAUAAUAAUGCAUCUCUAUCUUCAUACUUUGAAUGGGGAAAACUAUUUAUGCAUAAAUAUUUUCAUUUUAAGUAAUAUAUGCAGUGUAAAUACUCUCGAUAUAUAAGUAUAGAUUUUAAAGAUAUGGGACUUUAUUUUCACAUAAGUCAAUAGAUGUUUCUGUAGAACAAAAUAUUUCAUUUAGUAAAGCUUUAUAAAUUAUAUUAAAAGGAAGCAGGGAACAUGUAUUUUUUAACAUAGAACAGAAGUCACUUCAUUCUUUUAGACAUCAGAAAUGUUAAAGUUGAUUCCUAGUAUUUGUUGUACUUUUUGUAGCAAAUGUUAAAUAUCAUGAGUUAACAUGUAUAGAAUGUGGACUGUCAUGUUGAUAGAUUGUACAGUGAUAAGCCAUUUUUAUCUGUAUACAUUCACCAAUGUAUAUUAACAGGUUGAAUAUUUCUUCUUUUUAGAACAUUUUACUUAUACUGUGAAGAUUUUGUUAUACCUUAUUUGCUACAACAUAGAUCAUAUCAUUGCUACUUUGACUUAGCAUUUGUAUCAUAAACAUAAUUAUGAUUCUUUCAUGCUCCCUUCCAAGGGCUGUCAGUCAAUUGAAGAAAUUGUUGCUAACCAAGUUCUUGACUCUCUUUCCCUUAAUGAUACAAAUCUCUGUACCAGUGCUUUCUGUUAAUUACCAAAACUCUCCCGCAGUUAGAGCAUAAUACGAGACACUGCAAUAAAAUGAUUAGGCUGUAAAAUCAGAGACACAACUUAUUAUUACAACACAAUUUGUGUGUGCACAUGUGCACACAUAGCUUUGUAUGUUAGUUCUUUUUUCCACAGUCCCAGCUUUUAAAAGUACUGUAGUCUGGUAGUGCCUCAACUGUUGGUAACUUUUUUUUUAAUUUACAACUUUUGCAGAACUUGUUUUUGUACUUUAAAGUUUCUCAAUUCAAUUAUUUCUAGUUGAGCUGUAAUUUGAAUGCAUUGUUCUCAGGACUGUUUGUGCUAAGAGUUGAAAUUACAUUAUUUUAAAGCUAAUUGCCUGAAAAUACAUUGCAAAAUUUUCCCAAAUUGUAAUACCAUGAUACAUGCAUAUAAAAAAAAAAUCCUUAAUGUCAGCACACUUAAACUACGUGCUAGUCAAANAAAAAAAAAAAAAAAAAAAAGGAAACGGUAGCAUCCAGACCGGAAUCUUGCCAUAUAUUUUUCAUUUUAGAAUAGAAUUUGGCAGUCCCAUCUUAGAAUCCUAUACUUUGGAUAUAUCUGAAAGCAUUCCUUAGGCAUGGACCCCAAAGAGAGUUUUGGAGCCAGCCAUUAAUGUAGAAGUUCACCAAACAUAUUUAGGGAUAAUAGAUAAAUUAAUAAUGCUCUUUUGGGUACAUUGAAAUGUUUACAUAUUGAAUUCUAUAAUACGAACUAGGAACACAUUUACUAUGGGAAAAUAUGGCUCUUAAGCAGUGUAAGAGUGAAAAUAUAAGCAUAUUUCCAUGAACAGUAUAUCAUACUGAUCAGCAGUUCUCAUUUUAAUGUCAUUUUGCCGUAAUACUUCAUAGUUUUCAAGGCUUUUUUCUGCUAGCGUUCAGACAAGGCAACAAAGAUUUAAGAAAAAUGUAUGGUAGAAAACCUUAAAAAUUAACACAAUGCAAUCUAUUAAUUUUUUUUUUUUCUCUGAAUUAGGUAUAUGGCAUCAGUACUUGCUUUUAGCAGGGAACAUAUGGAUUUAGCUUAUGAAACACAGAUGUUCUCUGGAAACAUGGCUUGAAGCCAAUAUGUAAUUUAAUGUUUUUCCAUUAAACAAACAUCUGAACACCAACUUAGCUACCAAGUGAGGUCAAGUGCCUGAAAAAUGCUGUAUACAUCUAAUAAGUAUGUUUUCUUUCUGUAAAAGAUGAAUCUUAUAGUAAUGCAUACCAGGCUUUCACCUGCUAGAAACAUACUUGUUGGCAAACUUUGCCAUCUACCACCAUUCCCUUCCUUAGAACAGGUAGAAACCUAUUUUACAAAUAAAAGAGACAGGUUAUUCUAUUUAUAUGAAGUCCCUAAAACUAUUUCUUGGUAUUGGCAGACUUAAGUUUAUCUUAGUUCAAGAUUGCACUUUUUAAAGAACUCUGGACUAUUUUAAGCAAUGACUGAACAGCUGGUCACAAUUCACAGUUUUGAUCUUUUCUGAGGAGUUAUUUAUUGUGGUUAAUAUCUACUAUAAAUAAGCACUCUUGUGCUUAUUACGAAGCAUAAUGCAAAUUACUAGUUCUAUACUAGUUUAAUGAAAAUGACUAGUUCUAUACUAUUAUGUACUUUUAUCCUCCUCCCCAAAAAGAAAACAGUUGGAAUGGCAUUGUCUAAACCCAGUGGCACUUUUUUAGUAAUACAUUUUUUUUCUUACAUAUAGCAGAACUAUUGCUUUUACCUGCAGAGACUCAAAUGUUUUCACUAAAACUUUAAAAUUGUAAGAUAUGUACUAUUACUGAUUGUGCAUUUUACAUUUCAAAAAUAGUUAAAAUUCAAAUGCGAAGUCUUUGACUUAAAAACCCUUUAAAAUGCAGAUAAUACCUUAACAAUUACAACUUUUUGUUAUAUUAUUAAAAUAUAUUUGUCUGUUAACUUCAUCAGUUGUAUUCAAUAAAAGUUAACUUAACAGCUU
Cebus imitator (Panamanian white-faced capuchin) is the source of this 5516-nucleotide messenger RNA. RefSeq names its product eukaryotic translation initiation factor 5A2 (gene EIF5A2). The record is from RefSeq and is a predicted model, not a curated record. The transcript is spliced from 5 exons. Lineage: Eukaryota; Metazoa; Chordata; Mammalia; Primates; Cebidae. Gene Ontology annotation, biological process: positive regulation of translational termination; positive regulation of translational elongation. Bases 195 to 656 code for a protein of 153 amino acids. Gene Ontology annotation, molecular function: ribosome binding; translation elongation factor activity; RNA binding.